This is a messenger RNA of Anolis carolinensis (green anole), 2265 nucleotides long. It is a transcript of the gene ccdc93, whose product is annotated as coiled-coil domain containing 93. The transcript has 24 exons. Lineage: Eukaryota; Metazoa; Chordata; Lepidosauria; Squamata; Anolidae. The coding region runs from base 225 to 2087 and encodes 620 amino acids. Gene Ontology annotation, biological process: Golgi to plasma membrane transport. The record is from RefSeq and is a predicted model, not a curated record.
CAGCCUGGGAUCACUCACCCCCCUUUUCUUUUUAACAGGAUGGUACGGUCUGAGCCAACUAGGCGAGCUGUUUAGCAAGGGCAUGGGACAAACCAACGCAUGGAAUAGGGAGGGAGAAUACAUUUCUUGCGGAAGGGGCGAAGCGCACUCAGGCUUGCAAAGAAAGGGGCGAGACUGAUUGGCGAGAGGUAGAAAGGAAGGAGGAUCGGACAGACGGCGUGGACAUGGGGACCCAGAAGGGGCAGCAGGAACACCAGGAGGUAGAAACCCGAGAGGAUGAAGAACAAAACAUUAAGCUAAGUGAAAUUUUAGAGCUGCUGGUGGCAGCAGGGUACUUCAGAGCAAGAAUUAAAGGCCUUUCCCCAUUUGACAAGGUGGUUGGUGGCAUGACCUGGUGUAUCACAACAUGCAAUUUUGACAUCGAUGUUGACUUACUGUUUCAAGAAAACUCAACCAUUGGUCAGAAAAUCGCCUUAACUGAAAAAAUAGUGUCAGUCUUGCCCAGAAUGAAGUGUCCUCAUCGCUUGGAGCCUCAUCAAAUACAGGGCUUGGAUUUCAUCCAUAUAUUUCCAGUGGUGCAAUGGCUGGUGAAACGUGCUAUAGAAACCCGGGAAGAAAUGGGAGAUUACAUUCGUUCAUAUUCCGUAUCUCAGUUUCAAAAGACCCACAGUCUACCAGAGGAUGAUGACUUCAUGCAAAGAAAAGACAAGGCUGUCAGAGCAGUGAGUGAGAUUACUGAGGUGUAUAAGCCACAAAGGAAAUACCAACGAAGAGCAGAAGCAGAAAAAUUAAUAGAUGAGGAAUCCAAAGUUCAUGCUACGCUUCUGGAAUAUGGCAGUUUCACUGAUUAUUUUUUGAGGUACGGAUUCAGCAGACAAGGAAAACUUGAGAAGGCAGAAGACAAGAAAAUGGUGCUGCCUGCUGGGCUCGUGUCAGCAGGGAAGCCUGAUGCUUACAAUGAAGAUGACCUUCAAGCUGCUGAGGAGCUUCGUAUUAAAACAUUGAUGACUGAGAUGGCUGCGAUGGGAACGGAAGAGGGCAGGCUGACUGCAAGCACUGUUGGCCAGAUUGUUGGACUCCAGUCUGAUGAGAUCAAGCAGAUUGUAUCAGAAUAUGCCGAAAAGCAAUCAGAACUUUCUGCAGAAGAGCGCCCGGAAAGACUUGGAGCUGCACAACAUCACAAAAGGAAAGUGGCAUCACUUAGCAAGAAGAUCUUACAGAAAACCAAACAACUGGAAGACUUGCAGGUUAAAUGUGCUGACUUGCAAACAGCAUGUAGCGAAGCCAAGAAGACACUAAGUGAGGCUAAGACUUAUAGUGAAAAAUUGGACAAGGAGCUAGCAGCCUUAGAAAUAGUGGAAUCCCAAGCAGACUCAAAUGUAUUGCAGAAGCUUCGGGCACUGGUGGCAAUGAAUGAGAACCUCAAAAGUCAAGAGCAAGAAUUUAGAGCACACUGUAGGGAAGAGAUGGCACGCCUCCAGCAAAAUAUUGAAAGUUUAAAAGCAGAAGCAUCUGAAGAUGGAGAAGAAAAGGAACCUGCAAAAAUUAUAGACCAGCAAUACAAAACUGAGAGAGAGAAACUGCAGAAGAUCAGACUACUUUUGGCCCGACGCAAUAGAGAAAUAGCCAUUUUACAACGCAAGAUUGAUGAGGUACCCAGUAGAGCUGAGUUAACACAGUACCAGAAGAGAUUUAUUGAACUUUACGGUCAGGUAUCAACAACUCACAAGGAAACAAAGCAGUUCUUUACCCUGUAUAAUACCCUGGAUGAUAAGAAGGUAUAUUUGGAAAAAGAGGUUAACUUGUUGAAUUCAAUUCAUGACAAUUUCCAACAAGCCAUGGCUUCUUCUGGUGCCCGAGAUCAGUUUCUCCGGCAGAUGGAACAGAUUGUAGAAGGGAUUAAACAGAAUCGGAUGAAGAUGGAGAAGAAGAAGCAAGAAAAUAAAAUGAGGAGGGACCAAUUAAAUGACGAAUAUCUGGAGUUACUUGAGAAACAGAGGCUUUAUUUUAAAACAGUGAAAGAAUUUAAAGAGGAAUGCCGCAAAAAUGAAAUUCUUCUAUCCAAACUGAAAGCCAGGAGUUCUUGAAGGACAUCAGGCAGUGAUUCAUUUGUAUGAUUGAAUAUAUCAUUUUCUGCAUAUUUCUUCAGUUUGAUCCAUGCAGUAACUAAAGUGAUUUUUAAAAGAAUGAAUUCAUUUGAGCAAUGUUACCUUAUAUGAUUUCUUAUGUGUUAUAAACAUCAUACAUACAUGUGAAUGAUAGACA